CUAGUACCGAGGCUACCUAGCCUAUCACUCAUAACAGUUAGAGUUACAGGAUUUGGCAUCCUUUUGUCGUGUAAAAAAUAAGAUAAAAAAAAACUAGAAAAAAAUCCUCUUGUCAUAUUUAUGAUUCGCCCAGAGAUUUUCCUUGAGGAUAUGGCUAUUUGACCCUAGCUAGUGAUGCGGACCAACAUCAAUUUACAAAGGCCUUGGCGUUACCCUUUGAAGCAUGCAAUUCUAUGGAGCCAGGUAGUAAGGAACAUAGUGAACGUGAUCCCUGAGUUCUGUCCAGUGAAAUAGACUUACUGGUUGAUGCGGUAGGUGACAGGACCUGACGGGAGCAGAUGGCACCCUCAAAAAUUCCGGGGUAUCUAUAUAUCCCGAUAUUACACUACAAUGAAAAGAUGCUAGCCAUGUUAUCACUGUUGUGGAUGGCUUUCUCUGUGAUAAUGCCUUGAUGAUAGCUUGGGGUGAUGCAGUGUGGCAGAGAAACGAAACAUUUGAAUCGUCAGCAGGAAGAUAUAGUAGCAGUAGUGUUUUUUAGGGCUUAGCCAGAAGAUUACAAGGAUGCUCUGAUCUGGAUGGAAAGAACAUUUAAUCGGCAUGUGGAGGAAAACAAGGCAGUCACACUUAUUAAUCCAAAGUGCAUCCUCAGGCAUUAAAGGCCAAAUGAACCAAAAUUUAGACAUCUUUUCAUCAGCCAUUUUAUAGCGACGAAAUGGUAAAAAACAUGUAAAUGGAAACUUACGCAGAAAUUUUUCUUUCUGAGCGGUGAAAAGGAGUAAAGAAGUUAAAAGUACGAACACAGCCAAUGGCGUCACGAAAAUGUUUCCAAAGUGACCGCGCUUUUUAAUGGGGGGAAUGGAACUGAGACUCUGCUUUGUGACGUCAUUGUUGUCUUGAACAUUGCAGCGUUUCUUCGUCAGUGAGUCUUUCGUGGGGAAGGUUUUGGAUCUAAAAACAAACCUUAUUUUACUUGGGAAUGGCCAAGGAGUUCGCCCACUGUUCGGCGGGCAUUAUUUGCUUGUUUUUCGUUGUUUUUUGUCCAAUCGCCGACUUGGAACGUUCCAUAGUGAAGUUAAAAAGCGUCGGUACCGUGUGUUUCUUGACUACAAGUUGAUGAAGCUUGAAAGAGGGUCUCAACAAACUCCUCACUACAAGAUUUUGUUCGAAGCUGUCUUCAGUAAAGUGUUUUACACAAACGCCCGAAUGCUCCAAGGGCAUGAAGCAUUCUGUUUUCAUUUUUAUAAGUCAUUCUCUUUUAAGUUUUGGGUCCUGGGGGAACUCGAAAGUGCUAACUUUUGAUUUUGGGUGGUUUUCCUCUGAAGUUCACUGUGAACUUGAAACCAAAACAGUUUCAAAUUUCCCGCAUUUCUUGAGCUCACCAACAGUGACGUUACAAGUUUUAUUUCCAACAAUUAUCUGACAAUUUUCCCGACCGCUUUACGAUUAUGAAGGAUAAAAAACAGUGAUUUAAACAUUCCAAUAUCUCUCAGAUGAAAAAAUGUCUAAAUUUUGGUUCAUUUGACUUUUAAAUUGAGUAUGGAGCCGAACAGCAGACUAGAGGAAUUACAACAUGGAUGGGGGUGAUCUCCAUGUCAACACUGAAAGGACCACUCGUGGCAGGAUGCUCAAAGUGUUAUAUCAUGUGAGGUUUACCAGAACCAGAAUUAGAACCUUAUCCAUUCAACCUCGUUCCCAGGUUCUACACCCUGGGAAUGCCACUGCUUAUGAAUUAUGGUUUUGUGUUCACAUUUGGGCCUUUAUUUAUCUUUUAGUGUCAAUGCUGUAAUUAAAUUUAACAAAUGUAAGAAGAAAAAGAAAUGAAAAGAAAAAGUUGUAUUGUAAGGGUAUGUAGGUUAAACAAUGCACAUGUAAAUAUAAGUAAUCUUCGGCUGUGUCCAAUUAUCUUAUCACCAUGGUUAGGCAGCAAAAGGUAAGCUCUAGUUUAACUUUUUCGCUUACCUUUCGUAGAAUUCACAGAACCGGUCGAGAUGUUGAGUCUUGUAGUUUAUGCAGCAGCAGAAAGUGGGGCUCAACAGUUUAUUGAAAUGAUUUUCACGUCUCCGGCUGGAAGAGUAGUCUUCGAUGUGUACAAGAAAAAACCGGUGCUGCCCGAGGUUAUUGCCAAGGAUCAUGGCAACAAGGAGACUGCAAAGUACCUUGAAGGGAUAACCAAAAGAUUUUCUGAGGAGAUUGGGACUGGUGAAGAAUGCUCUCAGACAAUCGAUUGGUCUGAACUCGUGAAAGCUGCUGAGGCAGCAGAAGAACAGCUUGAUCUUACUAGUGAAAAAGAUGAUCAAAUUGACAAGGAUACCCCCAAAGAAACUGGCUAUUUAGGAGACAUUGACACAUCCUCCAGUGAAUCAUCGGAGGCUCAAAGCUCGGAUUCUGAUGAUGAUAUUUCAAAAACGUCAAGGAAAGAAAUUCAGAUGAAGGCAGAGGAGUGCAAACAACCAGUUUGGGAGCAUGGAGAUCACGCUAUUGAGGCCAAUAAGGCAAACCUAACCCAACGUCCGAUUUUGUUUCUCAAAGAUGGAGCGUUUCCAAGAGGCAAAGCAAAUGUUAUAUCCUAUUUUAAAACAAAGACACUCAAAUGGAAAGAAAAUAGUCUCCACCUGAUUCAAGCCAGCCGUUUUCAAAAAGCUCACAAUGUACGGCAAGUAAAAUACCUCCAUGGUCCAGGUAUUUCCUUCCUUCUGGGUUUAGGCAACGAACCAGUCCAGCAUCAUCUCAUCACAGCAUAUCAAAGUUUGGGCUACUUGCUGGCGUUAAGUAGAGAAAGAAAUGAAUAUUACAAGAUGCAUAAUGGCACAGCUGAAGAUCACCAGUCUUUGGAAAAUUUAAGCACUACUGCGGGAAACAACGGGGACUACAAGGCGAGUAGGUUGGACGCCUUACAACAGCUUUGCUGCAGACUAAUUUAUGGAGAAUGUACAGCUACAGCAAACAGUGAGGAUCUCACUGUCAGAAGGAAAUCAGCUGAGUGUUGGAUGGAGCAUUGUCAAUCUGCCGCCCCUUACUUUUGGGUGCUGACUUACGUAUUUCGUCCAACAAGGAAGAUUUUGUUUGUUUAUGUUGCAGACAGCAAAGACGUCUUUCCUCUUGCGUCAUGUUUUGAUGAUAGACAAUAUGAGUUGUCAUGGCAGCGUCAGCAGUGGCAGCGUUGUAAAAACAAUGUACCCAAGGUGCAAGAAAUAUUCAAGCUUCCAGAGUUGAAGAGUUCACAGCUUGAUCCACCACUCUUAAAUCCACAAGUCACUCAUGUAGACAAAGUGGUGUGUAAAGAGCAGUCCCUUGCAGUAGAUGAGCAACCCUUCGAUGUUGUGGGAAAGCCGUGCUUUAAGGACCUUUCCUCUGAUCACAAGUCUAAGAACUUUGAAAGAGAUUCUUCUGUUUCCCAGAACAAGAUAGCCCAUAAGACAGAAAGCAAAGAUGAGUUCUUCAUACCCAGUCAGCAGCAUAAAGGCGCCCAAAAGGUUGCAGACAGCAAAGACGUCUUUCCUCUUGCGUCAUGUUUUGAUGAUAGACAAUAUGAGUUGUCAUGGCAGCGUCAGCAGUGGCAGCGUUGUAAAAACAAUGUACCCAAGGUGCAAGAAAUAUUCAAGCUUCCAGAGUUGAAGAGUUCACAGCUUGAUCCACCACUCUUAAAUCCACAAGUCACUCAUGUAGACAAAGUGGUGUGUAAAGAGCAGUCCCUUGCAGUAGAUGAGCAACCCUUCGAUGUUGUGGGAAAGCCGUGCUUUAAGGACCUUUCCUCUGAUCACAAGUCUAAGAACUUUGAAAGAGAUUCUUCUGUUUCCCAGAACAAGAUAGCCCAUAAGACAGAAAGCAAAGAUGAGUUCUUCAUACCCAGUCAGCAGCAUAAAGGCGCCCAAAAGGUUGCAGACAGCAAAGACGUCUUUCCUCUUGCGUCAUGUUUUGAUGAUAGACAAUAUGAGUUUUCGUGGCAGCGUCAGCAGUGGCAGCGAUGUGAAAGCAAUGUACCCAAGGUGCAAGAAAUAUGCAAGCUUCCAGAGUUGAAGAGUUCACAGCUUGAUCCACCACUCUUAAAUCCACAAAUCACUCAUGUAGACAAAGUGGUGUGUAAAGAGCAGUCCCAUGCAGUAGAUGAGCAACCCUUCGAUGCUGUGGGAAAGCCGUGCUUUAAGGGCCUUUCCUCUGAUCACAAGUCUAAGAACUUUGAAAGAGAUUCUUCUGUUUCCCAGAACAAGAUAGCCCAUAAGACAGAAAGCAAAGAUGAGCUCUUCAUGACCAGUCACCAGCAUAAAGGCGCCCAAAAGAUAAACAAUGAUAUCGACGUGCUCGUCUCUGACAGUUGGCUUUCUUUUGCACAGUUUCACGACGUGAAUGAAGACCUGGAAGGUUUAAGUGCUGUGUCACUGUGUUACGACUGUGUUACUAAGAAUAUAAUCAGACCUACGAAUACCAACAGCAAACUUUGCCUGAGUGAAUGGGUAAUAUACCUUGGUGACAGUUUGGCGAAAAACACUUCAUUAACUACUCUCGGACUAACAAUUGACAACUGUGACAAAUUAUCCUUGAGUGAAGACUGGGCAAAAGGUCUGGAUGAUGGUUUGGCGAAAAACAAGUCACUAACUACUCUCAGCCUAACAAUCAACAGCAGCAAGCUUUCCAUUAGUAAGGAUUGGACAAAAGGUCUGGCUGACGGUUUGGCGAAAAACACGUCAUUAACUACUCUCAGCCUAACAAUCAACAGCAGUUACCUUUCCAUGAGUGAAGACUGGUCAAAAGGUCUGGCUGACGGUUUGGCGAAAAACACGUCAUUAACUACUCUCAGCCUAACAAUCAACAGCAGUUACCUUUCCAUGAGUAAAGAUUGGACAAAACGUCUGGCUGACGGUCUGGCGAAAAACACGUCAUUAACUACUCUGAGCCUAACUAUCAACAGCAGUGAGCUUUCCAAGAGUGAAGACUGGACAAAAGGUCUGGCUGACGGUUUGGCGAAAAGCACGUCAUUAACUACUCUCAGCCUAACAAUCAACAGCGGUUACUUUUUCAUGAAUGGGGAUUUGACUAAAGGUAUGGGUGACGGUUUGGCGAGAAACACGUCAUUAACUACUCUCAGUCUUACAGUCAACUGCAGUGAGCUUUUCAUGAGUAAAGACUGGACGAAAGGUUUGGGUGACGGUUUGGCGAAAAACACAUCAUUAACUACUCUUAGCCUGACAAUCCACAGCAGUAUCCUUUACAUGGGAGAAGAUUGGGCAAGACAUCUUGCAGAUGGCUUGGCGAAAAGCAAAUCAUUAACCACUCUCAAUCUAAGAUUUAACAAUGACGGUUUCGCGAACGAAGACUGGGCGAAAGGCCUUAGUAAAGGUCUGGCCAAAAGUACGUCUUUAAGUACUGUCACCCUUAUAGUCAAUGGUGACAGUUACAGCGGUGAGGAAUUGUUCAAACGUGUCGGUCUCAGCUUGGGAAAAAGCAGCUUAUCAUCUUUGGUUACUUUGUGCAAUGACAGCCAACUUCUCAAAAGCAGAAACUUACGAACAGCCGCUGAUUUGGAGGAAUGCACCUUGGUUUCCUUUCCUGUGAUCCCCUUUGAUUUUGAAGAACGCGAAACCGAUGAAAAUUAGAAGAAACAUACAUUAGGCAAACUAACACUGUUUAUGUUAAGAAAAGCCGUAUUCGGAUUUCACUGACUAAUUUCAGUCGCAAGGUUAGAUUUCCGACAUAUCCAAAGCUCUUAACUAACCCUUGAUAUAAAUUUUUAUUUCUUUGUCAUAAG
Molecule: messenger RNA, 5743 nt
Organism: Orbicella faveolata
Lineage: Eukaryota; Metazoa; Cnidaria; Anthozoa; Scleractinia; Merulinidae
Source: RefSeq, a predicted model, not a curated record